This is a messenger RNA of Dreissena polymorpha, 1651 nucleotides long. RefSeq lists its product as uncharacterized. The transcript has 2 exons. Gene Ontology annotation, molecular function: nucleic acid binding; RNA-DNA hybrid ribonuclease activity. The record is from RefSeq and is a predicted model, not a curated record. The coding region runs from base 733 to 1296 and encodes 187 amino acids. NCBI's taxonomy places the organism in Eukaryota, Metazoa, Mollusca, Bivalvia, Myida, Dreissenidae.
UGGUUGGUUUGCGCCAACUUUAACAUUUGCAAUAACUUUUGCAAUAUUGAAGAUAGCAACUUGAUAUUUGGCAUGCAUAUGUAUCUCAUGGAGCUGCACAUUUUGAGUGGUGAAAGGUCAAGGUCAAGGUCAUCCUUCAAGGUCAAAGGUCAAAUAUAUGGGUCAAAAUCGCUCAUUUAAUGUAAACUUUUGCAGUAUUUCAAUAUUCAAGAUAGCAACUUGAUAUUUGGCGUGCAUGUGUAUCUCAUGGAGCUGCACAUUUUGAGUGGUGAAAGGUCAAGGUCAUCCUUCAAGGUCAGAUGUCAAAUAUAUGUGGCCAAAAUCGCUCAUUUUAUGAGUACUUUUGCAAUAUUGAAGAUAGCAACUUGAUAUUUGGCAUGCAUGUGUAUCUCAUGGAGCUGCACAUUUUGAGUGGUGAAAGGUCAAGGUCAUCCUUCAAGGUCAAAUAUAUGGGUCAAAAUUGCUCAUGUAAUGUCACUUCUGCAAUAUUGAAGCUAGCAAUUUUAUAUUUGAAAUGCAUGUGUAUCUCAUGGAGCUGCACAUUUUGAGUGGUGACGGGUCAAGGUCAUCCUUCAAUGUCAAACAUCAUAUAGGGGUCAAGGUCAUCCUUCGAGGUCAAACAUCAUAUAGGGGGACAUUGUGUUUCACAAACACAUCUUGUUGGCUAUUAAAUACUUUUUGUGCUGGAUAUUGGUCAAUAAACAUACUAAAACUGCUAUUCUUACAGACUCAAUGUCAUCUCUUGAGUCUUUAAAAAACAGGAAUAGCAGAUCUAGGCCUGAUAUUUUAACUAACAUUUUGGAGCUUCAUCAAAAGUGCAUAGAUAAAUCUUUAAAGGUCACAUUAGUAUGGUGUCCAGCACAAGUCAACAUCAGUGGGAAUGAGCAGGCAGACAGGGGGGCUAAGGAGGGCCUCUUGAGGGGGGCCAUAGAUGCUGGGGAGCCCCUGGCACCUACUGAGAUCUACUUCCUGACAAAGAAAUUUGUCGUGGGUCAGUGGAAUUUCCGGACCGACAAUUUGGCUUCCUGUAGACAUACUUUUACCCGACCCGCGAAAACCCUCAGGCCGCCUGACAGAUACUCAGCAAGCAUUGUGCUUGACAGAGCCAGCACGCGCCUGAGGAUGGGAACCACCCUAUUACCCGGUGGCACGGGAAAGUAUGUCCUCGGUGUAGACCCUGCAUGUCCUAGGUGCCAGGAACCCCUCACUGCGCCCCACAUGCUGCUGCACUGUCCAAACCAUAAGGCGCAGAGGGACCACCUCGAAGCUGCAUUGCACUCCCAUGGACUAGUUUAAACCUUUCCAACGUGCUAGACCCCAAGGGAGCAGCUAGGGGCCCGGUCUUCUCUGCCCUCGCCAAAUACCUUCUUGGCCGUCAGAUAACUGACAAGAUCUAGGUCAUUGGGGGAGGGAGAGCAGCCAACACCCUCCCUAUUAUUCAGUCAUGUGACUGAUUUGUUUUAUACCAUGUUAUUUUUGCACAAGUCUAAUUUAGUCAUUGUUAGUGUGUUGGAUUUGUGUCAUUUCAACACAACUUUGUUUUGAGUUUUUUAACGGGAUUAUUGUUCAACCUUAACCUUUCUAAAUCAGGCCAAUGGUAUUGACCUGGUAUUCCUUAUUUUAAAACAUUUUUUAUAAGAGAAUGACGUUA